GUUCAAUCCGCCCGCGUGUUUAAAUAGGAUCGCGAAGCCUGUGUUUGAGUUAUUCGUUGAUUUCAUUUCUUGAGCGUCAACUACUCGUAACAGAUCAAAGAUGUCAGGACGUGGUAAAGGAGGCAAAGUGAAGGGAAAGGCCAAGAGCCGAUCAUCCCGUGCCGGACUUCAGUUCCCCGUGGGUCGUAUCCACCGUCUGCUGAGGAAGGGCAACUACGCCGAGAGAGUGGGAGCCGGUGCCCCCGUGUACCUGGCCGCCGUUCUUGAAUACUUGGCCGCCGAAGUCUUGGAGUUGGCAGGCAACGCCGCCCGAGACAACAAGAAGACCAGAAUCAUCCCCCGUCAUCUGCAGCUGGCCAUCCGCAACGACGAGGAGUUGAACAAACUGCUGUCCGGCGUGACCAUCGCCCAGGGUGGUGUCCUGCCCAACAUCCAGGCCGUGCUCCUCCCCAAGAAGACCCAGAAGUCCGCCAGCAAGUAAAAAGUCUGUACGACUUUCAAAUAUACCAAACGGCCGUUUUCACGGCCACCCAAAUUUUUCGAAAAGAUG
Molecule: messenger RNA, 550 nt
Organism: Saccostrea echinata
Lineage: Eukaryota; Metazoa; Mollusca; Bivalvia; Ostreida; Ostreidae
Product: histone H2A-like
Exons: 1
Coding region: 101-481 (126 amino acids)
Cellular component (GO): nucleosome
Molecular function (GO): DNA binding; structural constituent of chromatin; protein heterodimerization activity
Source: RefSeq, a predicted model, not a curated record